Didymodactylos carnosus is the source of this 507-nucleotide messenger RNA. Lineage: Eukaryota; Metazoa; Rotifera; Eurotatoria; Philodinida; Philodinidae. The record is from the annotation of a GenBank genome assembly.
AUGACAUUUAAAUCAUGGAUUAACGAAUGGUGGAAACCUCUUAUUAUUUUGCUAACACCGCUCGUAUUAUUACCGUUACCAUUAGUUGGAAAAACUGAUCAAACAAGAUGUGGUUACAUUGUUUUGAUUUUAAUUAUAUACUGGAUGACUGAAGCAAUUCCAUUACCAGUUACAUCAAUAUUACCACUAAUAUUAUUUCCAUUAAGUGGUGUUGUUGAAGCAAAGUCAAUAGCACCAAAUUAUUUUCAAGAUAUAAUUAGUCUUUUUUUUGGUAGCGUUGCUGUAGCUUAUGCAGUUGAAUGUGUUAAUCUUCAUCGUCGAAUUGCCUUGUUUGUUUUAAGCUUUCUUGGUUCAUCAAUAAAAUGCUAUCAUCAAACAGGGAAAAAGUACAAAUCAGUUGUUUUAGGAUUCUUAUUGGCUACAGCUUAUAGUGCAUCCAUUGGUGGCUUAGCGACACUUGUCGGUGCGUCAUCGAAUAUAUAUGUUAAAGGUUUUACCGACGGGUAA